GCAGCGUCGUUUAUAUUUAUUUUAUAAUAUAUGUAUUACAGAUGACGCUGUAGCAAUGCGAUAUGCGCCGACGAUACCAACAGGCAGUGAUACAGUAGCGCAAAUACACCGUCUUAGUACAAGCGGGAAAAUAUCAAAACGCACAACCGCCGCUGAAACGGAAAGCCAUCAAUUCGCAGCAGCAGAUGACGCUGUAGCAAGACGCUAUGCUCCUUUGAUACCAACAGUCAGUGAUACAUGCGCGCAGAUACACAGGCCUAGUACAAGCGGGAAAAUAUCAAAACGCACAACCGCCGCUGAAGCGGAGAACCAUCAAUUCGUAACGCCGGCAAUUGUACAUAAGGGCGUUGCUAGGUCAUCAGUUAUGGCUGUGCAUAACGGCUGUAUCGUCCCGAACAAACGAAAGCCAGCUCGACCAAGAACGAAUGAGAGAAGUCAUAAUUCAACAUUUACAGAUCUGAAAAGAAAAUUGUCAUAUUCCGAAAAUGAUAAGCCGCAACGGAGAAGGAUCGCGUUACAAACUGUAUCAUGCGUAAGUAAUGAUGUUGCUGUAACAUCAAAACACACAGCGUUUAACACUGCAGACCGGGAUGUCGCUGGUAAUACAAAGACUGUAAAGGUUAAGAGGGCAUCGCGUCUCUCAAGAAGUAAUGUUAAGCAAUUGUCGCAAUCCGCUGUAAUCACAAUUCCAGAUACACAGGUUUGUUCUGAAACAGAAACAAGGCACAUAGCAGGCAUUGGUUUGUUAUCAAAUACUGACUCAAGAAGUAAUGUUAAGCAAAUGUCGCAAGCCGAUGUCAUUACUAUUACCGAUACACAGGAUUGCUCUGAAACAGAAACAAGACACAUAGCUGGUAAUCCUGUGAUAUCAGAUAUUGAUGACAUAAAUGGGCAAGAGCUUAUUACAAACUGUGUAGAGUCAACGACACAAGAUCCGCAGAAUAGUUCUGAUGAAGUAUUAUCAGCCGUUGCAGGAAUACCUGGUGAUACUACAACGGUUGAUUGUGUAACAUCAAUUCCCAAUAUUUUUACAACGACAGCCCUGGUACACGCAUCGGCUGAUGCUUGUGUACCGGUGCGAGGGCUAGCGCCCGACAUAGUUGAUGAAUGUCAAAAUUCAGAACAAUUAGGCCAAGACGCUGAAAUACAAUUUUACGCGUUGUUGGGUAAGAUACGGGAAGAUGUUGAGAACAUGGGCGUAAAAGCCGGAUACUUGUUAAAACACAUUAAAGGUGUGUGCCACGGUAGUAAAUGUAAACAAGACAUUGUUAAAGAAGUUGUUGAGACGUAUAUGAAUGUCAUGUCAAAAUACAUAGAUCGGUCGGUUAAGACAACUGAAUUUAUUAAAGCCAACAUACAUCAUUUUGCAGAAAUAAAUGAAACUGAUCCGUGACUAGGCAUGCUAGGCAAUGGUUUGAAACGUGUUUUAAAUUUAAAUGCCUGUAAAAAAAAAAAAAAACCACGAAUUAAACCUUGUUUAACAUACAGGAUCUCACAGUUAUUCCGACGCGCAAAGGUGAAACAGGCUGUAACAACAUUAACCAGAUUGAGAAAGCGCAAGCGGCACAGGGAACAUGUGGUAGGCGGGACGCAGAGUGCAAUGUAUGUAGAUAUAGAUCAAUCGCCACCCCAAGCAUUACCGAAUGACGAAUCACAGGCUGACAAUAUUGAGCGCAAUGCAAGCCCCAUAUAUGAUGAUGCAGACAGUGUUGAGUCACCCGGUAAUGACGAAGGUCGGCAACAUGUAUACUUAGAGGCAAUUAACAGUUAUGAACGACAACGACCGCAUUUCAGAGCCGUUGAGUACCACAGGCACUAUCGGUUUGUUAAUUUGGACAGGGUUACAUCAUUUGUAGAGGGGGUUCGAGCCAUUCAUACGGCUAUACAGGCCAUGCUCGAUGGUGUCCUUGCGGGCGUGGAUCCGGCCGACCGCGUUCAGCUUAGAUUGGAGGGGGGUGGGUUACACAAUGCCAUCUAUUCGCAUCGUAAGCCGCAAGAAACAUUAGACGCGGCCAGUUUUUUGAAUCAGAUUACAAACACGCUUCAAAGUAACGCUGAAUUCUUAUUAUCCACAGGCUUAAGAUUUGUGAUCAGUAUUUUUAGAAACAGAUCAGGGUCUGGCUUGACUGGGCGUAGUUUACAACGCCUGCCCCAAAGUUUAAUAAUAAAUAAAAGAAAGAGAUAUCUCUAUGACUUCAGACGCAUAGGUAAUAACCUGUGUUUGGCCGCUAGCGUCUGUAAACUUCUGGAUAAAGGUAACAAUGCCGAUGAUCAUGUAAUACAGGAGAGAGCGAUCCAACUACAUAAAGCUUUGAAUCUGCCGCUUGAUAAAGCGGUCAGCUUUAGCGAUGUUGCAAUUUUUGAAAAUUAUUUAAAUGUCUCAAUCAAUCUCCUCUAUUAUAGUCAAAAUGAUUGGAAAUACUACAGUACGGACAGUCGUUACAAAGACACGCUGUUUGUGCUAUAUCACGAUUGUCACUUUUAUGGGAUACUCGAUAUCAAAGCGUUUCUUGGAGCCCGAUAUUAUUGCAUCCGUUGUCAUAGCGCUUACCAUCAUAAAAAUAAUCACGAUUGUCUUUUCUUUUGUAAGGCUUGUCACAGGCCGGAUUGUAUUGACGAUGGUGUGACGGCUUUAAGGUGUUCGUUGUGUAGGGUAUUUUGUCGAUCAAACGAGUGUUUAGAGCUACACAAAGCUUUAGCUCUUGAUCACAAAAUAUCCUGUCUUGAACAUGUAUAUUGUGACAAGUGUUGUCUCUACAGGCGAACAGAUCAUAACUGCCGAGGCCUAAAGUGUCCCAUUUGUAAGGUGUUCGUUGAUGGUUUUUCGAACCAUUUGUGCUAUAUACAAACCAUCAAGCCGGAAGAGCCCACAAAGAAAUACAUCUUUUAUGAUUUUGAGUGUAUGCAGGAGACAGGUGUGCACAUACCAAACUACUGUUACGCUUUAACAUUAAUGGGGGAGAAAGACUGGGAGUUUAAGGGUGUUGCAUGUAUCGAAGACUUUGUAAAGACAUUCAUGAAACCAAAAUUUGAGCAUUACACAUUCAUAGCCCAUAAUGCAGGUCGCUAUGAUGCAUAUUUUGUGCUGCGCCAGCUGAUUAAGGAGAAAUUAAAGAUUGAAUUAUUAUCUAGAGGCGGCAACAUAAUGUGCAUCACGGUAAAAGAUUUGAAGAUAAGAUUUAUCGACUCUUUAAAUUUUUUACCCAUGCGGCUUAGCAAGUUACCAAAGGCGAUGGGGUUUGACGGUACCAAAGGUUAUUUCCCACAUUUUUUUAACACAGCUGAUAACCAAAAUUACAUAGGAACUAUGCCGUCAAUAGAGUAUUUUGGUCCACAAUACAUGAUGCCUGAUGAAUUAUCUGAGUUUACAGCUUGGUAUAAACAGUGUGUACACAAACCGUUUAACUUUCAAAAAGAGCUCGUGCGAUAUUGUAAAGACGAUGUGAAAAUAUUACAAAAAGCUUGUGAUGCUUUCAGAUCUGCUGUUAUAUCCAUGACAGAACAGGAGUUUCUAAUAACAAAGAAAAAAAAAAAGGUUGUGGUUAAACGUCACAUCGAGGCUUUUCAAUUAGUUACGUUGGCGAGCGUAUGCAUGGCCAUGUACCGGUGUAAAUUUUUACAGGAAAAGACACUGGCGCUUGUACCGGGUGAUAACUAUCACAAGACGCAGAAGCGUUACUCAACGCCCGCCAUACAGUGGUUAAUGUACAUAGAACACAAA
Messenger RNA from Pseudophryne corroboree (corroboree frog), 3721 nucleotides. RefSeq lists its product as uncharacterized. NCBI's taxonomy places the organism in Eukaryota, Metazoa, Chordata, Amphibia, Anura, Myobatrachidae. Bases 56 to 1393 code for a protein of 445 amino acids. The transcript has 2 exons. The record is from RefSeq and is a predicted model, not a curated record.